Messenger RNA from Priapulus caudatus, 1658 nucleotides. RefSeq names its product intermediate filament protein A-like. Lineage: Eukaryota; Metazoa; Priapulida; Priapulimorpha; Priapulimorphida; Priapulidae. The coding region runs from base 1 to 591 and encodes 196 amino acids. The record is from RefSeq and is a predicted model, not a curated record. The transcript is spliced from 5 exons.
AUGUCGGUAGUGCAGCGAGGCAGGAGCUGGUCUGGAGGAAGGCUGAGGAAGACACAACAAUUCAUCACGGUGGUGGAAGACACAGUAGGUUACAUGUACAUGCCAGGCAAGGGCGACGAUUUCAAACAGCAAGUUUGUAAGAGUGUAGUCGGCAGCGUUCCACGACCGACGCGUAGAUGGGAGACGGCGCUCGUUGUCAGGUGGGACGGUAGGCAGCAUGCAACUGGCUCACACAUACUCAGAAACAAUCAGGGGACAGUCUCAAUUGCCGAGGUGGACCCUGAGGGGCGAUACAUUCUGUUAGAGAACGCGAGCUGGAAAAGACACACGCAUCAGUUUAUGGGUGGCUGGCGGCUGGAACGCUGGCUCACCCCUACACAGCAGCUCUCCUUCACCUUCCCCGACCUCUUCAAACUCGACCAAGGCAACACGUGCGUCAUCUGGGCAAACUGCCCCGAUGCGACGCCAGCGCCACCGCACCAGCUGGUCUGGCAGGGGGCGCCCUCGUGGGGAUCCGGUGCGAACAUGGAGACAAGACUCGUGUCUGUCCAGGGCGAGGAAAAGUCUACCUACAUAGAACGUCGGAGUUAAACAUGCCGAGCGCCACAUGCCGGGCGCGAAUGCGUCAGGGUCGAAAUAAUAAACAUUAAAAACUUCCACAGCUAUAAUAACAUAAGCUGAGUUUACUAGCACAGGCGCAAUCGCCGAAACUACCAUCGAAAUCGCAUCAAUCGGAGAAAUCGGUUUUGCGCUGGAAGAAUCAAAAUGUUAAUAUUGUAACUAUAUUAUGCUUUCAUGAGUUAAUACACCUUUUCGGUUGUUGGUGAACGUAAUGGUAAGUGUAUGUUGUAUUGAGGUUUAUAAGUCUCAUAGUAUGAGGAAGAGUUAUAUGCUAUACUGAGAGUGCCUACAAUAACAUUCAAGUAACAACGAGUGUAAAAUACAUAUAUUAACUGAUUAGAAGGAAAGCGUGAGCACGUUUCGCAAAUAUAAGUAUACACAUAUUCUUAUUCUUAUUGUAUUUCGCGUUAUAGAUUUAGGCAGUUUUAAUCAUGUAUUAUCUAUUUUUGUGGGUGAUGAGUCAGUGUGAAAAUGGUGGUGCCACGUUAUUGAUCGCCAAUUACCCUUACAACGCAACCAUUGUUCCGCAUUGUUGCAAUUGUAACACAUUGCUACAAUUGUUGCACGUUGCUGCUAUUGCUACGCAUCGUUGCGAUUGUUACGCAAUUGUUGCAAUUGCUACGCAUUGUUGCUAUUGCUACGCAUUGUUGCUAUUGCUACGCAUUGUUGCUAUUGCUGUGCAUUGUUGCUAUUGUUGCGCAUUGUUGCGAUUGUUGCGCAUUGUUGCGAUUGUUGCGAAUGCUCCGUUGAUGUGAACCCUCACUUGUUGUCAGUGUCUCGUGGUCGGGCGCGGUAUAAUGUAAUUAUUAUUAAUGUAAACUAAUUAUAUACGGAAUUAAUUAUGUGCGGAAUUAAUUACGUAUGUAAUCAUUAUGCAAAUGACACAGCCGGUAUAUAGUUUAGUCGCAAGUGGACACAGUGCGGUGGUGCGAAGGUGACGUGCUAUGCUGAUGUGAACGGGAUAUAUGAAUAGUUAACGAGCCGAGAGCCCAUCGUUCUCUAUGCUGUACAAUAAACCGUUCUUCUAUAUAUAGAUA